GGCCUACCCGCGCACCCUCGGCGGCUUACACCGAAUCAGGUCACACAGACUAUUUUCAUGGCUAGCGAACGAGAUGGCUGGCUGGUGGGCAGCGGGCGUGGCCGAGUCUUUGCGCAGUCUUUUUUGUGAGAUGGGUGGUUCGACGUGAAAUCCAUACCCCCUCCCUGUCUAAAUUAGACAAAAGGAUGACUAGGGCUUUGUGAGACCCUCGCGGGGGAAACAAAACGCCAGUCUGGUCUGAAUCCGCGCGGCGUCGGACCUGGCCGGACGCAAGAAUGGUGUUAGCGCAGAGAAGCGGAGUGAGACAGGACAAUGGCUCUUUGUCAAAGAAAGGGGAAUCUGGCGGUAUCGGGGAAGAAAAAGGGGAAGAUGUGCCCCCGCGAGGAUAUAAAAGAAGACGAGAACGAACAAAGACACAUUGAGCGCUGCAGACCUGCAGAGCACGACGACGCACAAGCAUGGAACCAAUCUCAGAAACAACAGCAAAAGUUGUGGACAGAUCAACUCGGCAUUAAGCUUCUGGGGCUUGCACACAUGAAGCAGCCUAGUGCUUGGUGCAUGGAUGCAGCGGCGCGCAUAUCCCCGUUCAGACACGGCGGCAACAUCGGUCAGGAUGCCUCCAACCUCCAGCCACUUUCGGUAUUGCAAUCCCAAGCUGCAGCCCCCACCCUCGCUAUUCUUUCCGAUCAAGAUCCAGGCGCUGGCUGUUUUUUCCCCGAACGUAGCGGCGUUUCUAGCUGCGUUCCAGAGCCUAGGCGAGCGAGACAGCGAAGCUAGCAUAGGGCUUUAUUUGGGCUGGUGAGGCGCCUCACCAUGGUCACCAAUAAGGUCGGGCGGGAGAGCCCGAGACGGGGAUUGGGACGAUGCAUGUAUGUGAUAGUGGCAGCUUUAUCUGCGGUAUCUGAUCGGGACCCUGAAACCAGGGCUCGGGUUGCAGAGGCCCGAAACAGAGGCCCUGGCAGGCCGCAGCCUCGCGAGAUGCGGGGAUCCUUGCCGUAGUGGUG
Trichoderma asperellum CBS 433.97 is the source of this 1004-nucleotide messenger RNA. RefSeq lists its product as uncharacterized. The record is from RefSeq and is a predicted model, not a curated record. NCBI's taxonomy places the organism in Eukaryota, Fungi, Ascomycota, Sordariomycetes, Hypocreales, Hypocreaceae.